AUGAAUUGGAAAUUUUUGAAGGUAGCAAUUGGUAUAAUUUGGAUUGGUAAAUUCAAAUGUGUGGAAAAAUGUGAUGUCGGUUAUCGUUUGGUGAAUGGAACGUGCGUUGAUAUCGAUGAGUGUGUGGAAAAGACUUCUGAAUGCAACAAACGUGCUAGUUGCGUGAAUACAGUCGGAAGUUAUCAGUGCACAUGUGAAGAUGGCUUUAGCGGUGAUGGCAAAAACUGUACACCGCUAAAUGACUGUAGCCAACGGGAAGGUAUUUGUGAUCGGCAUGCUUUUUGUAUUAGCACUCUACGGAUGUGUAUAUGUCAGUCAGGAUACAUUGGUGAUGGCUUGAAUUGUUACGAUAUAAAUGAAUGCGCAGCAAAACAUGACCCUUGCGAAGGUCAAAUCGGUGAAUUGCGUUGUGUGAAUAUCGAUGGUGGCUAUAUAUGUUGUGAGCAAUAUCUGGAUGAUAAAAAAUGUAUUCGAGAAAAGGGUGCAUUCUGUUCUGGUGGGUGUGGAGUGCAUGCGGUAUGUUAUAAUGAAACAUGCCAAUGCAUGGAAGGAUUUAGUGGUGAUCCGCGAAUCAAGUGUUCAGAUAUAAAUGAAUGUGAGGAUGAUAAGCAAUGUCCGGGUGCUGGCGAAUGGUGUGUCAAUUUACUCGGUGGAUUCAUUUGUUGCAAUGCCGAUUCAAAGAAUCCUGAAUGCCUUGGUAGCAACUAUAAACUGGAGAGUACUCGGCGGAUUUCUUUCACUGGUAAUAUUCAACAAAAAGAAGCAGGCGGUUUUGUGAUCAUCGAUAAACAGGUGAUAUCAACGGGACAGUUUGGUCUUGCAUGCUAUUUUGGAUGUCCCGCUGAUUCGUAUUGUGUUAAUGAUACCUGCCGGUGCAAUGAUGGCUUCAUUGGAAAUACCUUCGAGGGUUGUGUAGAUGUUAAUGAAUGCGAGCUUGGCUUAUGUGACCAACCUGAUUCAUGGUGUGUUAAUUUGCGCGGCUCAUUCGCAUGUUGCACAACAAAUUCAACUUUAUCGCACUGCAUCGGUCUAGAAACCGGUCAUGAAAAUAGUCUCAGUGCUGGUAAUAUUAAAGGAAAGCAUCUUAGCUUGCCUUCUGCUGUCGGGAAAAUUACAGGCGACAUUGAAACUGUUACCGUCGGCUCUAAUGAUAUCAUUAGUGCUGAUAAUGCUGGUAAUGCAAAUGAUUCUUGGAGUAAAAGCGAAUUUAGUGGUAGUGAACGAAGGAGUAAUUGGGCUGUUGAAACAGUUGGAGAAUGGAAAAAUUUCACAGGCCAUGCGAUAAUUAUUGGACGUGGACGAAUUGAAAGUAAAAAAUGGAAUGUGACGAAGGACAAAAAUGGAACAUUGAUUGACAUUGAAGUGCGUGGAAACGAACGAGAAACAGGAAAGUACUUUGAAUCGUCAGUCAAAGAAGGAAGAGCAGAAGGCGGUGAAAAGGGUGAAGAAACAGAAGGAUCUGGUGAAGGUAUUGAAAUUAAUGAUAUUCAUGGAAUAGAAGGAACAAGUCCUGGUGGAAUUCUGGAUGCUAUUACUUCGCUACCUUCAGAAACUAAUAGAAGUAGUGAAACGGAAUCCGAUAGAAUCUUGGCAGUCACUGCUGCUUCAUCGCUGCCAACUGUUAGCAACUUCGGUGAAGUGCAUAAAAUUGAAGAAGAAGAGGCCGAAAAAGCUAAAAUCAUUAUCUUCCAGUCUUCGAAAACAUCAAUAAAUCAUACAUCUACUGAGUCAAGUUCAGAAAGUCCCAUUAUUUUUACUCCAAAAACUCUAGCGCCUCAAAUCCUUGAAAUGGAUUCAAAUAAAAUUAACACCAGUCAGGAUAGUUCUGAAAAAUCCACAAUUUCUGAAAUUCUCGAAACUUCUACCUACAGCACAGAUGCUAAAUCAGUUUCUGAAGCAGGAUUAGUGAAAAGUGCAGAAUUAGAAAUAAUUACGAUUCCGGAAAGUGAUGAGGCAAAAACAACGACUCCGAUAACGGAAAAUGAUUUGAUUAAAUCAAAGAAACCGAUAGGUACAAAGACAAGUAGUGAAACAAAACAAAUAACAACAAUUGUCGAUAAAGAAAUCAUCUUGACUACUACACCAUUGACCGUGGAAGAGCAACUCACAACCACUACAUAUAUUAUAAGUGAAAGUUCUAAAAUGCAAGAUCACUUAACUGAUAAGAAAAUUGAUGAUUCUCUAACAUCGCCAUACCAAACGAUAAUCACUGAAGCGAUAACCUCACCUUCUAUUCCCGAAAGUAAAUCAGAGUGGAAGAAGGAAGAAGGACAGAAACUGCAACUUGGAAAAACCGAAGCAACAAUUUCUGAAGCCGAGAUAGCAAUCAGUAUAAAAGAAGAAACUGUUACACCAGGGGUUAUAGAGGUUACUCGUAAAGAAACACCAAUUGUUAUUCCAAAGUCUGAUUUGCUAGGUUCAACUGCAACUGCAACUUCUGAAGGAUCAGAUAAAUUGGAUGAAAACACUCUACAAUUUGGUCUCGAAAUAAUUAAAGUUGCACCAACGACUAAACCACAAAAUAGAAUUGAAAUAGUGGAAGGAUCUGGUGAGCAUGUUUCAGAAAGUAGUAGAAGUGUUGAAGCAGAUACUAAAUUCUAUUCAUAUACGAAAAGCAUUAAACCAAUUCAGCUUAUAGGAAGUACCAUGGAAUUCGAAUCAGAUUUAACCACAAUAUCACAAAAAACUGAGAGCACAAAAUCAGAAUUCAUCCAAACUUCAGUUCCAAUUGAAAAAACUGAAACACUUAAAAGCACCAAGAUAUCUUCCACAUCGGAACAAACAUCUGAAAGUACCAAGGCCGAUAGUGUGGUAUCACAUGAUGUUGUAACUGCAGCAAGUUCAACAAGUACUCGUUUAUCUUUCAAUCAACAACUUUCAACAAUGACACCUGAUAAAGCAUCAGUUCCAUUCAGCAAAUCAAUUAGUCAUGAGUUAUCGGGAAUAGUCACAACUGAGAACUCGAUUACAACAACGAAUGCAAUACCUACUGAGAGCGUAACUGGAACUAUCCCACCUGAUGACUCUGUUGCAAGUGACGGCAAAAAUGCUACUAUGGAAACAGAAUACCAUGAAGAACCUCCAACAAAAGGUGUCGAAAUUGAGGGCUCAGGAGAGGAAAUGACUGGCAGCAGCACCAAAGGUUUUGUUUCAAGCACUAUCGUCGAAACAAAUGAGCUUUUCAGAACAGUAGCUACAAAUGAUAAGGUUGACGAAGUUGGACUGGAAAUUGUACUGAUUAAAGGAUAUCCCAAAAGAACAGAGACUGUAAUUGCUGUGACGAAUGCACCAGUACAGAGAAACUGGACUAAUGUAGUGAACACAUCCUCAGAUGUUAUUUUAAAUGCUUCGCUCUCCUUGGUGUCUACAACGGAGUCAGACAGAGAGGAUGCAAAGUCUACUUCAGAUUUUGUAGAAAGAAAAUCGACCACGGAAGAAUUUUCAACAUUCGAUUCUCACUAUAUCAAAGAAACAACAACUUUGGGAGCAAUUAGUUCGAAAGAUUUUGAAAAGAUUGAUGGUAUUAUAGGUGGAAAAGAAUUACGUCCAACUACAAAUAUUUAUGAAUCUAAAACUGCUUCCACUUCGAUAUCAAAUGCAACUGAAAUUACAAUGAUUUUGAAACAAUCAGCAUCUGAAUUUACGGAAAUCUCCCCUACGACUGGUAAAAGUUUGCUACCAAGUGAUAUAGAAACUAGGCUUAGAAAUACUUUAGAAUCCACGAAUACUAAUGGAACUACCGUUUUUGCAAAGGCAUCCGAAAUUAGUGAAGGAUCUACAAGUUCGGCUGUAGAAAAUACUGCAGAAGUUAAAACUAUCAGCGAAGAAGUGGGAAAAGACGUUGUGACGACGGAUGAGAAAAUGAAGUAUACCUCAUAUUCAACUGCUAUGGAUUUGAAUACUACUUCGAAAUCUGAUACUAUGACAGAAGCUGCUACAUGGAAGCGCAGUAUCAGUAGUAUAACAGAAGAAAAUUUUUUUAAAAAAGAACUAGUAACUUCUAGCAAAGAUACAUCAGCAGAAACACAGUCUGAUACAACAAUCGGUGAAGUUUCGACCUCGAGUGUAACUGAAACAGACAGAUUGACUUCAUCUGUUACGACAGUUGAAGCAAUCAGAUCUUCUGCAAUUACCGAGACAGUUAAACCAGAAACUUCUCUUAUUUCAGGAUCUAUUUCUACAAAAGAGAUUGAGUACAGAAUCAAUGAAACCAAAUUUAUUCCCGACGUUUUUUCACAAUCAAAGAGUGUAGAUACAUCGACGAUGUCACCAUCAACUUCUAAUUCUGCAAAAAUUGUUGAAUAUAAAACUUCAAGCCUCAAACUUGAUGAAACAAACAUAUCGAAAUUAGAGACAACAACGGAAUCAGCAGCUUCUGGAACUGGCAUGAAGACAUUGGAAUCGGUAAAAGAUGAAAAUUCUUCAAAAUUUAUGACGACAGCAAGCAAGACAAGCACGUUGGAAACUGCGUUAAUUGCUUCAGUGGAAAGAGAAUCUGCAUCGACUCGAGAAGGAGCAUCAUCUUCAGUGUUUAAGACUGCAUCUUCUGCUUUCAUAACUUCAAUCAGCUCUUCAUUUCCUUCUACUGAAAUUAUUACGAAGUAUGAAAGCACUGUCCCUGUUACAAAUCCAGAUGGUUCUCCAAGUUUGCUAUCUGUUUCAGAAACUAAGGAAACAGUUUCUCAAGUUAUACCUUCCACCAUCAUUUCUUCUCAAAAUUUUGAAACAUCUUUCGAGGAUUCUGUAUCUCGAACCACGUCGACAAAGAGCACUAUCGUUCCUUAUCACUCUGAAAGUUCUAAAGCUAAUUUUUCUUCAAUGCUGACACUAUCCAAGGAUAGUAUCGAAUUUGUAUCAACUACUGAUAGCACAAAUUUAUUAAAAACGGAAUCAAAAACUACCGGAUGGACGUUGAAACCGGAAGCAGGAAAAAGCGAGGCUGUACUAAAAGUGAAAGCAACAACUCCUAGCCUCAUUUCUGGGGUGGAAACAUCCGAAUCAACUAUUAAUCCAAUAAAGGAUUCUACAGAACUUGGCCAAAAAUUAAGUAAAAGCUCAGUUAGCGAUGAAAGUUUGUUAAAAAUAACACAACAAGAAACUAUAACUCCGCUCUAUGCUAAUAUUUCGAGCUCUGAACAAGAUGUGACAACCACUAAGGAGACAUACAGUCUGGAGGCAACCACAGAAACAGCAAUUAUUCAGAAUCACACUCAUAUUAUGUCUUUGCGCUGUCGAAGUAGUAAUGAAUGUGGAACAGAUGCAUACUGUGAACGACGAUCUGGUGUUUGUCGUUGUUAUCCAGGAUUUGAUGGACAACCACCGAUAAUUCCGUGUAUCGAUAUCAAUGAAUGCGAGCAGCAUUUGGAUGAUUGUGAUUCAACAUCUCGAUGCUCGAAUAAAGUUGGUGGUUUCAUGUGUUUCUGCGAAAUUGGUUACCGAAUGUCAAAAGAACGUAUUUGUGUGGACAUUGACGAAUGUCAAGAGCGUGCUGGGCGAUCUUGUAGUCAGCAUGCUACCUGUACCAAUAUGCCAGGAUCUUAUCGAUGUCAAUGUAAUUUUGGCUAUACAGGUGAUGGAUAUACGUGCAUUCCGAUAGAGAAGAGACAUUGUACGAAAGAAGAAUUAGCAAAGUCUAACUGUGGAAGUAAUCAUUUGUGUUUGGUGGACAAUAAAGGUGAAAUUGACUGUGACACCUGUAAGAAAGGUUUUACGAAGGAUGGAGCAAGCUGUAUUGAUGUUAAUGAAUGCAUUCAAAGUGGUAUAUGUCAUGAAAACGCAUUAUGCGAGAAUAUCAUGGGCUCUUAUUCAUGUCGCUGUCAUCCUGGCUACAAAGGAGAUGGUUCCAAAUGUGACGAUAUUGAUGAAUGCGAGAAUAAUCCGUGUCAUCCUCAAGCCAUUUGUAUCAAUUAUCCCGGCUCCUUUAGUUGCAAAUGUCCCGAUGAAUGGGUUGGUGAUGGCAAAAAUGAAUGUAUCAAUCCGUUUGAUACCGCUUGCUUGGAUAAAUUGUCUGUCUGCAAACAAGCCAAUCAUACAUCAUGCUUAUCAGUUAACCUCGGUUUUGUGACUACGUCGAUAUGUGAAUGCGCUACAAAUUAUCGAUACAAUUCUAUCAAACAUAGCUGCGAAGAUAUUGAUGAAUGUGUAGAGAACCGGCACAAUUGCGAUCCCUCAAAUUCGGUUUGUAUUAAUACAGAUGGUGGUUAUAUAUGUGAGUGCUCACCUGGUUACGAAGGUGUAGGAGGUGUUUGCGUCGAUGUUAAUGAAUGUGAACGCGGUAUCGCUGGUUGCAAUGUGGCUGCUCGAUGUGAAAAUUAUUUAGGAAGUGUCGGGUGCAAAUGCCCGCAGGGAUUUGUUGGCAAUGGCAUACAUUGCAUUGCUACCGAAUCGUUCAUAAAAGCCGGUUCCGGCUGUAACGAUGAAUGGAGCAGGACUUGUAGUGACGUGAAUAGAACAUGUCAUAUCGAUGAUGAAGAUGUGCCACAGUGUGGAUCGUGCAUUAUCGGUUAUCAACCAUUAAAUGGAAGAUGUCUCCCAAUACAAGAAGCAGGUAAUUGCGCGAAUCCGGAGAAGAAUGAUUGCGAUGUUAAUGCAGAAUGUAUCGAUAUAAAUCCGGGACGUCAUUUAUGUACCUGUAAAAUUGGAUAUAUUGGUGAUGGAAGACAUUGUGAUGAUGUUGAUGAGUGUUCAUUACCGGGUAUAUGCGAUCCGGCAGCUAAUUGUCGUAAUAUUAACGGUUCAUUCACUUGUGCAUGUCAAUUCGGCUACAUUGGUAACGGAUUUAAAUGUACGCCAAAAUUCAACAAAUUUGGAGGUCCUAAUUGUCAUUUGAAUGUAUCAAUGUGCCACAAAAAUGCUCGAUGUCAACUUAACGGAACCUGUAAAUGCAAUAAUGGAUAUGAAGGAGAUGGAGUUAGUAUGUGUCAGUUAGAAAGUGGCAAAAAGCAUGAUGAACGGACAGACGUUUCAAAGGUCACGAAAGCUGGUAUAGUUGUAGAGACAGGAGGAAGAAGUGCAACGUUGACUCACGAUUCUGUUUUUGCUUCCGGAUUUGCCAAUUCGUCCACAGUUAUGCCUGUUACGGAAGUGACUGGAGGGACAAACAAUGUGACAACUCAACAAAGUAGUACUGUAACAAGCAAAGAUAUAAAUGUAACUAAGGAAAGUUUAGAAAAAGAAAGCGUCGCUACCAUUACUAGUUCCAAAAUUUCACCAACUUGGAUAAGUGAAAUUAUUCACGUAACGGUAUCUGAGGGUUCUGGCGAAGAUGAUUUUAUCAGUAAGGAUUGGGAAGGUAGUACAAAAUCUGAUAACAAACUAUUAUUCACUGCUUCAGCAUUACCUUCGGAAAUAGUAUCGGUGAAUGAGAGUGCAAAAGGAGCUACAAGUAUUUCUGAUUCUGGUACCCGGAUUUAUUCAGGCUCUACUUUUUCAUCUAGAAGUUCGAUCAUUUCGGAAGAGGUGCAGAAAAUAGAUGUGCAAAAGUGCACUGUUACCAACCAAUCAGUGUGUCAUGAAUUUGCAAUUUGUGCGGAGGAAAGCGGAAAAUGCGUUUGUAAGUUAGGAUAUCGCGGUGAUGGAUACUCCAUUUGCAUGAAAGAUACUGAAGAUUGCAUUCUCGAUCCAACAGUUUGCGAUUCACGUGCUGUGUGUGAUGUAUUGACGCAUACGUGUAAAUGUAUUCAGGGUUAUAUUGGUGACGGUGUCAUUUGCGCUCCGGAUACUUUCGACUGCUUAUUGAGGCCAAAUUUAUGCAGUAAUUUUGCUGAAUGUAUUAACCGGAGAUGUAUAUGCAAUGUUGGAUAUACUGGUGAUGGUACUGAAUGUGUUACGGUUGAACCAUUACAUGAUUGUACACGAUGUGAUAUUAAAGCAAAGUGCUACAAUGAAACUUGUAUUUGUGAUAAGGGUUAUUUUGGUAAUGGAGCAAUUUGCUUCGCUGAUCCAGACGACUGUAUUCAUUAUCCGGGCCUUUGCAAUUCUAAUGCUAUUUGUGAUGAAGAAAAAAGGCGCUGUAAGUGCACGCGCGGUUACAUUGGAAAUGGAAUGGAAUGUAACAGGAAAAAGGAUUUGUUGUGUUCCAAUGACACAAGCAUUUGUGAUCAGAAUGCGGAAUGCCUUUCAACCGGUAUAUGCCAAUGUAAACAAGGAUUUGAAGGAGACGGAUAUUACUGCCGGAUGGUGAAUUUGAAAGAUGAAAAAAUGAUGCAAACAAUUGAGAGCAAUGUGUCAGAAUGUAAGCAAAAAUGUGUUGAAAAUGAGCAAUGUUACCAUGGAGAGUGUCGGUGCGCAAAUGGAUACAAAAGGGGCGCAAAUGCUACCUGCAUGGAUAUUGAUGAAUGCGCAAUGGGUACGCAUGAUUGUCAUCCGGUGGCGCUUUGUAACAAUACGUUCGGUUCCUUCACAUGUAUCUGCCCGAUCGGUUAUCAGGGAAGUGGACGCAAAUGCUCUCAACACCACCCUCUUCACAAUAUGUCCGUAGAUUGUGAAUUGGACGGGAUGACCCUAAUUUUGGCCAAUGACCCUGAUCUGUAUGAUGGUCGAAUAUUUGUUCGCGGCCAAACUGAUAAUCCAUUUUGUUCUAAGAAACUUAACGCUUUACUUGCUAAUGAAACCGAAUAUCAUCUUAUAAUUCAGUAUGCCCAUUGCAACGUUAGAUUCGAAGAACCGAAUACCAUUGCUGUGACAGUAGUAAUUCAACGACAUCCAAUGUUUAUCACUGAACGAGCAGAUGCUUAUGAUAUCAGAUGUACAUAUCCUGUUGGUGUACGAAAGGUAGCAAGUCAUGUUGGUAUUUCGGAGAUAACAACAACAAAGACUAUCGUUGAAACAGGAAUUGGACCAACCUGCUCAUUAACUGUUACUAAUGAACAGGAUCAAUUAAUUGAUACUGCUACUGUUGGACAACCAUUGAAACUUGCUCUUGCUGUUUCUCCAAAUGAUACAUAUGCAGUUCUUCCACGAAAUUGUUUCGCAAUAAAUUUGGAGACAGGUGAAUUAUAUUUGCUAACUGAUCAAAAUGGGUGUGCUAUUGAUACCGAACUUUUCCCAGAGUGGACAUAUCGACAACUAUGGCUUACAACAGCAAAAUUUCGGACAUUUAAAUGGCCUGAUAGUUCAAUGAUUCGCUUCCAAUGUGACUGUUCAGCAUGCAUUGAAAGCUGUCCAAAGAUUAAUUGUACGAAACGGCAAGAAUCGAUGAAACAGCGUCAUUUCCGACAUAUACGUGAAAUUCCGAAAAAUUUGAUAGAUGAAGAGCUAGAAAAACAUAUAGUAAAAGGUGAAAAAUGGAUGGCGUAUUCUGGAGCGUUACAUGUUAACGAAGAAGAAGAACUGAUACGAGCGCAACGUGACAUGAAACGUUGGAAAUAUCAAGGUUUAAAAAGUUACGAAGAACCAGUGGACAUCUUUGAUUCUCCGGAUGGUAUCUGUAUUCGGUCUUUUUGGAUAAUACUAUCUUUAUUACCGUUGCUAUUAUUACUGGUACUUAUUGGUUUACUAUCUGUAAUAUGGAGAAAGAAAGCUUCCACUAACAUACGCUGGAGGAAGGGAUGUAUUAAUAAUAGUGAAUCAUCAUAUCUCAAAUUUUAG
Acanthocheilonema viteae is the source of this 9588-nucleotide messenger RNA. Lineage: Eukaryota; Metazoa; Nematoda; Chromadorea; Rhabditida; Onchocercidae. The record is from the annotation of a GenBank genome assembly.